CUCAACCGAACACACUCGUUCAACACCCAACUCUCGUUUACCAUAAUGCAGAUCUCCGCCCUCGCCGUCGUUGCCGCCGCCGCUGUUGCCUCCGCUCAGUGGACCAACUCCACCUCCAACGCUACCGUUGCCGCUGGUAACGCUUCUGUUGCUGCCACUGGUUCCAACUACACCGCUACCAACGGUUCCGCUGCUACCCUCCCUGCCUUCACCGGCGCUGCUACCUCCGUCGACUCCUCCAUCAUGAUGGCCGUCGCUGAGCUUGGAGAAUAA
Saitoella complicata NRRL Y-17804 is the source of this 273-nucleotide messenger RNA. RefSeq lists its product as uncharacterized. The transcript is spliced from 3 exons. Bases 46 to 273 code for a protein of 75 amino acids. NCBI's taxonomy places the organism in Eukaryota, Fungi, Ascomycota, Saitoellomycetes, Saitoellales, Saitoellaceae. The record is from RefSeq and is a predicted model, not a curated record.